Messenger RNA from Austrofundulus limnaeus, 3543 nucleotides. It is a transcript of the gene eml3, whose product is annotated as EMAP like 3. The record is from RefSeq and is a predicted model, not a curated record. NCBI's taxonomy places the organism in Eukaryota, Metazoa, Chordata, Actinopteri, Cyprinodontiformes, Rivulidae. Gene Ontology annotation, cellular component: mitotic spindle. Gene Ontology annotation, molecular function: microtubule binding. Gene Ontology annotation, biological process: microtubule cytoskeleton organization.
UCCUCCUCUCAGCAUGGAAAACACACCUUAGUCCAGGCUCUUCUGCAGAAAAACAACUUUUAAUCCUCCACGACUAAAGAACGGAUUAUGGAUUCCUCUACAAACAGUUUGGAUGAUGUGUCGGCAGAUGGCAGUGCUGAUUAUCCGGACCGAGCCUCCAUGAUGGAGGUGCGUCUGCAGGCGCAGGAGGAUGAGAUCACACUGCUGAAAGCCUCGCUGGCUGAUGCCCUGCGUAGGAUUCGUAUCCACGAUCAGCUCCUCCCAUUACUGAAGCAGCAGCUGAUAUCAAUGAACCCGAGUGCUGCCCGGAUGCUGAACCAGGUGUGUUGCUCAGAUGGUUGCAGCCAAAGCAGAAAACCCUCUUCAAGCUCAGCCAGUGAUGGGACUCGCCACCCUGCAGUCUCUGCUAGCCAACUGUCAGACCACACUGUGAACAAUGCUAACGGCCUUAUAAGAAGCCCAGUGUCCGUAGAGGUCCAAAGCAAAGCAACAACAGCGGACAGGUCCACUCAGACAGAACCCACCGUUUUGCUGCAAGCUGUGGACCAGAACAUCCAGAGCCUGCAGCUGGAGGACGCUCUCCCUCCAAGUCUUGAGGGGGCCCGGGCCAAGCUCCAUCGUGUCCCUGGUGUCGAAGAGGAACAGGACAAAGAGGAGGAAGGAGUAGGAGGUCUACCAAAGGAAGGGACUUGGGGUUCUCCAGUGGAGGAGCCCAUCCAGCCCUCCUCAGUCAGAAGCCUUCAGAGGGAGGACUUCCAGGAUGGGAGCUCCUCGCUGGACUGUCCAGGCUCUGCUCCGUCCUCGCUCAAAGGUUCAGACCCCAGCCUGAACUCGCGCUCCGGACCCCUGUCCCCCAUCCAGGAAGGACAGAAGAUGCUAGUUCGCAGAAACAGUGAGAAGAUGAUGAACCCAGAGAGACAGAGGAAGGGUCUGGACAAGAAGGCAGCGUCUUCCACCAACCUGCUGAGCCGCUCCCUCAGCCUGGAGAGGCUCCCCCGGCUCAAGAAGAGGAACAUACAGCCAAGGACAGUCAAUAAAAAUGUUCAUCAGGGGCCGGCCCAUUACCAUGUACAUCCCCUCCAACAUCCAGAACUACGAUGAGCUGAAGAUGGAGGAGCCCUCAGAGAGGCUGAGGCUGGACUGGGUCUAUGGUUACCGGGGCCGGGACUGCCGGGCCAACUUGUUUUUCCUUCCAACAGGAGAGGCGGUGUACUUCAUCGCCUGUGUCAUCGUGCUUUAUCACAUCAACAACCGCACCCAGCGCCACUAUCUCAAACACACAGACUGCGUCCGCUGUCUCACCCUUCAUCCUGACAAAGUGCGAGUGGCUUCUGGUCAGGCAGCAGGCAUGGACAAAGAUGGAAAGCCUCUGCUGUCAUGUGUUCAUAUCUGGGACUCCACCACCCUGGUCACCCUGCAGCAGAUCGGCCUGGGGACCUUCCAGAAGGGAGUGGGAUCGUUGGCGUUUUCCUUUGCUGACUCUGGAGCCUUUCUGAGUGUGAUCGAUGACUCUAAUGAACACAUGCUGUCAAUAUGGGACUGCAGCAAAGGGACCAAGCAGGCAGAGAUCAAGAGUACCAACGAGGCCGUGUUCGCUGUGGACUUCAACCCGAGUGACAGCACCAUCAUCAUCACUUGCGGUAAAUCUCACGUCUACUUCUGGACCCUCAGCGCAGGACAGUUCACCAAGAAGCAAGGGAUCUUUGGAAAAUACAAGAAGCCCAAGUUCAUCCAGUGCUUUGUGUUCAGCCUGACUGGAGACGUUUUGACYGGAGACUCUGAAGGAAACAUCCUGACGUGGGGAAAGUCAGCUGCAGAUGUUAAGACUCUGGGUAAAGGAGCUAAAGAGACCUACCAGAUCAUGCGACAGACCAGAGCACAUGAAGGCAGCGUGUUUACCCUGUGCAUCCUGCAGGGCGGCGCUCUGCUCAGCGGGGGUGGGAAAGACCGGAAGAUCAUCCGCUGGAGCGCUGACCUGGCUCCUGAGACUGAGUGUGAGAUUCCAGAAAAGUUUGGGGCCGUGCGCACCAUAGCAGUGGUGGAUGAGGAGGAGUUCUUGGUUGGGACAACCCGGAAUGCUAUCCUCCGAGGGACCUUUUCAAAUGGCUUUGUUGCCAUAGUGCAGGGACAUGUAGAUGAAAUGUGGGGUUUGGCCACUCAUCCCUCCCACAACAUAUUCCUCACCUGUGGUCAUGACAGACAGGUGUGUUUGUGGAACACUGUGGAACACAAGCUGGACUGGUGUAUAACGCUGGAGGAAUAUGGGUUGUGUGCUGAUUUCUGCCCAAACGGGUCAGUAGUUUCAGUCGGCCUCAGCACAGGCAGGUGGGUUGUCCUUGACCUGCUGACCAGGAAGGUGGUCUAUGAGUCCAUUGAUGGAAAUGAGCAGCUGUCUGUCAUGAGAUACUCACCAGAUGGAAGCUUCUUAGCUGUCGGCUCUCACGACAACUUCAUCUAUAUCUACAGCGUAACAGAGAGCGGCCGCCGCUACAGUCGGUUUGGGAAGUGUAACGGACACUCCAGCUUCAUAACUCAUCUUGAUUGGUCCAAAGACGGGAGGUACAUCAUGUCCAAUUCAGGAGACUACGAGAUCCUGUACUGGGAGAUUGGAGAUGGCUGUAAGCUGCUGAGGAACCGUUUUGAAAGCAGAGACAGAGAAUGGGCCUCCUACACUUGUGUGUUGGGCUUCCACGUCAUGGGCGUGUGGUUGGAGGGUUCUGAUGGGACAGACAUCAACGCUCUGUGCCGCUCCCACAAUGAGAGGCUUGUAGCUGUGGCUGAUGACUUCUGUAAGGUCCACCUCUUCCAGUACCCCUGUCCUAAACUCAAGGCACCAAACCACAAGUACGAGGGUCACGGCAGCCAUGUCACCAACGUCYGCUUCACCCACAACGACUCCCACCUCCUCUCCAUGGGGGGGAAGGACACCUGCAUCCUUCAGUGGAGGGUGACCAGUGGAGGAGCGGGGGACGGCAGGGAGAGAAUGGCCUCGCUCUCGUCCACUUCCACCAGCUCCCCUGAGCCUGUGGCCAGCUAGCUGUGGGCAGUGUCUGGUACAGUGAUUAUAGGGGGUUGCUGGUUCAGCUGCUGAGGCAGAGGCCUGUUACAGGCUGACAGUGUUGUCUCUAACAGGAGAGCAAACACACAUUACUGUCACACAGGAGCACUGUGGACCGUGGUGGACCUGUCUCUGAUGUCCUCCGUCUCUGGUGAGGAACAGGAGGAGCAUCACGUUCAGCUGUGGACAACAUGACUGUUGUUGUUUCACCUAACCUAACCCUGACGUGGUUCCUCUUCACAUCUUCUUGCAUACUUUUAUGCUUUAUUAGUAAAAGUUAGGAUCUUUGUGCAUACAUUAAAAGACUGUGACAACUCCUCAAAAUAAACUGAGAAUUUUUUACUAAUUCAGUUUUGUAACAAUAGAUCUGUUUACUGCAAAUUAUGACUUUUUUUCUAAAGACUGUUAACUAGUUGGUAUGUUUUGUACUUGUCAAUAUUACAUUUUAAUAAAAGAUGCAGCGUUCCUGGAAGGAAUGGAUAUCG